UAAAAAUGUAUAAAUCAAAAAAUUGCUGAUAUGGACAUAUAAGACCUUAGCUAUCUUAUAUAAAGGUCUAGCUACCAAAAUUAAUGUAUUAUGCUAUCAAAUUGGAGAGAUAGGUAUGAUGGAUCCUGAGUUAUACAAAGCUGCAAUUGAUGGAACCUUAUCUGAAACAAUAUUGCGGGCUGCUGCUGAUUCAAAUCAGCUGGUGACAGGAGGGGGAAAAAACACCAUUCUUCAUGUAGCUGCAAAAUCUGGUAAUUUGCAAAUUAACACAGAAGAAGAAGGUGAUGAUGAUCAUCGUCACGGUCAUCCUCUGUUGUGUUUCCUUUACCAUCAAAACGCCGAAUGGAACACUCCGCUUCAUGUUGCAGCAAAAUCAGGGCAUGUUGAAAUGGUUAGGCUUCUGAUUGUUGAGGCAAGAAAGAUGGAUGCUCAACAUAAGAGAAAGCUAGUGACUAUGAAGAAUUUUGAGGGAGAUACAGCCCUCCAUGAAGCUGUUCGACAUAAUCGAUUCGAGAUUGUCAAGUUGCUUAUUCAUGAAGAUUCAAAUUUGGCUUCUGUUUUGAAUGGCCAUGGAGAAUCUCCUCUUUUCAUGGCUGUUGAUAGAAGCUUUUAUGAAAUUGCCCUUCUCAUCUUGGAUGCUACUGCUCCCAAUAAUUGCUCUUUUGAUGGAAGGAACGGCAUGAAUAUCUUGCAUGCAGCUGUAAUUCGAGCUCCAAUUCCUGAAUUUGUACAAUAGGUGUUCUUCAAACUUUCUUCUUCUUCAGUGUUGGAAAAAGCUGAUGAUUUUGGGUGGAUUCCUCUUCACUAUGCAGCACACUUGGGCAAUAAAGAACUCGUUGAACUAUUUCUAAAUCAUAACAAUUCCCUUGCUUACAAAAAGAACGAGAAGGGUAUGUCCCGACAUUUGUGAGUUGAAGGAUCACAGAUAUCGGACCGCUUUUCAUGUUGCUGUGGAAAGUAGAGAGGAAGAGAUGGUGAAAUUUUUAUUGGAAUCAGUAGCAUUUCAGGAUCUUAUAGAUGAGAAAGAUAAUGAAGGAAAUACAGCUUUGCAUAUAGCCUCUUAUGGAGGAGAUUUCAAAAUUUUACAAAUUCUGGCAAAUGACUGAAAUGUUGACAGAGGGGCAACAAACAAGGGUGGCAUGACAUUUGCGGACAUUAUCCUAUCAACCAAUCUACUCAACGAUACUGAAAUUCUUGAAAUUAUGUCAGAGUUGGAAAGAGAGGUUGGUUUACUUGGUUUGGGAAGGAAGUUAAUAAGAGAAACUAAAGAAGCAGAGAAUGCUGAAAUGGGAAAACAAGAAGAGCAGCAAAGAGAGCACAAAAAAUCGGAAGAAGAACAAAGAGGUAAAGAUAUUGCAAAUCUCUGUUUAUUGAUAGCCACAAUCAUCGCCACCGCCACAUUCGCAGCAGCUAUCCAAAUCCCCGGUGGAUAUGACGACAAAGGCCGUGCAAUUUUAAGGAGAAAAACAAAGUUCAUACUUUUCACAGUCUAUGAUAUACUUGCUUUUUUCUUGUUACUUUCUCCAUUCUCAUCCAAUUUAGUUUACCGGCAUUGGGUUUUACCCGCUAUUUCACAAUGAUUUUGACGACCACUUUAACAAGUGCUUCGCUAGCCUUUAUGAUGCUUGCUUUUGAGCAAGGUAUAAAGGCAGUACUCUCCCCUAAAAAAAAAGAUUUUCUUAAUAUUCCGUUCACGGCCAUCGUCAUGGUAACCUCGAUCUCAAUUAUAUUUUCAAUGUUCUUCUGUAAAAAAAGCUGUACUAAAUU
Messenger RNA from Ziziphus jujuba (common jujube), 1767 nucleotides. RefSeq lists its product as uncharacterized. Lineage: Eukaryota; Viridiplantae; Streptophyta; Magnoliopsida; Rosales; Rhamnaceae. Gene Ontology annotation, molecular function: protein binding. The record is from RefSeq and is a predicted model, not a curated record. Bases 116 to 736 code for a protein of 206 amino acids. The transcript is spliced from 3 exons.